UUGUCGCAGAAGAACAAAGAAAGCAAUGGCUCCCAAUAAAAUCAUCAUCGACACGGAUCCGGGCGUCGACGAUGUGCUCGCCAUGCUGCUGGCCUUUUCGGCUAAAAAAGAGGAGCUCGACAUUUUAAUGUUGUCGUUGACGUUUGGAAAUGUCGAGGUGAAGAAUUGUCUACGGAACGUAGUCACGCUUUUCCAUUACAUUGGUAAAGAGCGUGCUUGGCGAAAGGCAAAUGGACGACCACAAGGGUUUGAGACGUUGGAUGCGAGGAAACCCAUUGUUGCUGUUGGGGCCGAGGAGCCGCUGGCCGAGCAUAUGAUGGUUGCGGAUUUCUUUCAUGGAAUUGACGGACUUGGGGGCAUUCAUCUUAGUCACCCACAUCUCUCGCCAGCAGAGACCUGGAAAACACUGUUCAAGCCUACGCCCGAGGAUCUUUCACCCGAGGAAGCGGCAGAGCUGCAAAAAGUCAAGGAUGAACAUUGUCUUUUUACACCGUCGCUCAAACCAGCGCAUGAAGUCAUGCUUGACUUGCUGAGGGAAAAUGAACCAGACACUAUUACGAUUGUGGCGGUUGGACCACUGACGAACCUUGCGAUUGCUGCAGCGCAGGAUCCAGAGACGUUUCUCAGGGUAAAGGAAGUCGUCGUCAUGGGUGGUGCGGUUGACGCACCUGGAAAUAUGACUCCUGGCGCCGAAUUCAACACGUACGCCGACUCGGUGGCCAGCGCCCGUGUCUUUGCACUCACAUCGCAGAACCCACAUCUAACCAUGCCACCCACACUCUCAAGCGCCCAGAAACAAGCACGCCUCGCGCCUUACCCCGCCAAACUAAGCAAACGACUAACCCUCAAGCUGUUCCCCCUGGACAUUACCGAAAACCACGUCCUCCCCACGUCCAUGUACGAAAGCUACACGGCACGCGCGGAGCUGAGCAGCAGCCCCCUGGCCGAAUGGACGCAUCUCUUCCUGUCGUCGACAUUUGCCAAGAAUGCUGCGCUCAACCCGCAAAUCGUACCCGAGAAGCAGGGGCUCCAGCUGCAUGAUCCGCUGACAAUCUGGUACGCGCUUUGUGCAGACCACCCGGCGUGGGUGUUCAAAACAGAGGAUGUACGCGUGGAAACGAGUGGCCAGUGGACGCGCGGCUGCACCAUUGUGGAUCGCCGCGGACGACCGAUUACAGAGGGCCAGUCGGAUUUGAGUGAGGACGUGGUGGGGGAUGCGGGGGGAUGGGGGGAUACGCGCCGGGGAAAUAGAGUCGCGUGGUGCAAGGGGAGUCCGGGGGAGGAUAAGUUUGCACGAGUGCUUUUGGCGAGGGUAUGGGGGGAUGGAGAGGAGUGAGACGAGUUACUUGGGGGAUAUAGAAUACAAUGAGAAGGGGUAUAUACUGGGAAUGUUUACUACGUCUGGGACUGAUCAGUCAC
Exserohilum turcica Et28A is the source of this 1419-nucleotide messenger RNA. RefSeq lists its product as uncharacterized. NCBI's taxonomy places the organism in Eukaryota, Fungi, Ascomycota, Dothideomycetes, Pleosporales, Pleosporaceae. Gene Ontology annotation, molecular function: purine nucleosidase activity. The transcript is spliced from 7 exons. Gene Ontology annotation, cellular component: cytosol. The record is from RefSeq and is a predicted model, not a curated record. Bases 26 to 1336 code for a protein of 436 amino acids. Gene Ontology annotation, biological process: purine nucleoside catabolic process.